AUGUCUCAGGUCUCUAGCUCACUAAUGCCUCGAAGAUCAUCCUUCUCCUCCCGCCCCCAUCUCUCCACGAUCCUAAGCCUCUACCCGGAGGAAGAGCCCCGGUGCGCUGGCAUCGCCCGCACACAAGGGCGUCGCUGCCGACUGCGCACAAACGCCUGCGGCCGAAAGGCUGCCGUCUCCCUCCUGGAUAGAGGAACUGAAGCCCUCCACGCUGGAAGAGACAUCACCCGUACCUUGAGAACUCUUGCUCCACACGUCCUCUGCACGCGCUGGCACCAGGGGCAGGCCUCUGAGCUUUUUGAGAAGUGGCAAAGGCAGAUUGCGGAAUUUCUAGAGUCUGUCCCUGAGUCGUCGUUGACGGACACGCAGCGGCCGCUAGUAGUGCGGCGGCGAGAGAGACCAGCGGUGGGCGGGAAUGAUGAUAAUCGGAUGCGUGAACAGCCGGAAAUGUGGACACCUGACGAUGCUUUUGAGAGAAUGCUGGAGACUCGCUUGGACGCGUUAAGCCGAGUGAUAGAGGAGACAGAGGCCAGGCUUUUGAGCGAGCUUCCCGCUACUAAUACUCGCCGCCGGCGUGAUAGGAAUGCGGCUGCUGCCACCAGUCCCGGAAUGAAUACUGCGGACGGCGCUGCACCCCGUCGGAGACGAUCGCAGGGAGUUAUGCACCCAUUUACAGAGAUUGUACGGCCAGACGUCCGUAUUGGAGCAGGUCGCCACGAUUUGUUGUCGCUCCGUGUCCUGGUUAGUGUGGAGAUUGAGCCUGUAACGGCUGAGAAUGGGAACGAGGGUGAGGAUGUGAACGAGAACGACGAGGACGAGAAUAGGGACGACAGCGAAGACGAUAGUAGCGACUACGAUAUUGAGAACGAAGACAUGGACGAUCCUGCAGCUCUUGAUCAGGCAGCUACUAGCAGGGGUACACAACGCACGGCGCCAACCCACGGGGUCCGGCGUCAACUAAUCGAGGGAGAAUGCGGCAUCUGUCUCGAGCCAUUACGAGGCCCGGGCAUGAGCGAGUCGCGAUCCGGCCGACCAGACGACGAACUAGAUCGGGGGCUUUCUUGGUGCAGAGCACAAUGCGGCGUGAACUAUCAUACGAGUUGCAUUGAUGAAUGGGUAGCGGUAGCAACAACAUGUCCGCAUUGUCGGGCCACGUGGGGGACUUAG
Messenger RNA from Aspergillus calidoustus, 1167 nucleotides. The record is from the annotation of a GenBank genome assembly. NCBI's taxonomy places the organism in Eukaryota, Fungi, Ascomycota, Eurotiomycetes, Eurotiales, Aspergillaceae.